Messenger RNA from Dromaius novaehollandiae (emu), 3141 nucleotides. RefSeq names its product maestro heat-like repeat-containing protein family member 2B. The transcript has 24 exons. NCBI's taxonomy places the organism in Eukaryota, Metazoa, Chordata, Aves, Casuariiformes, Dromaiidae. Gene Ontology annotation, cellular component: cytoplasm. The record is from RefSeq and is a predicted model, not a curated record. The coding region runs from base 67 to 2988 and encodes 973 amino acids.
UUCCUGUAUAAAGCUGUCGGGGUGUCCCUGGCAGCGUGUCGGCACGUCCCCUACGUCCGCGGGGAAAUGAAGAAGUAUCUGUUAAGGAUGAAUUACUUGGAGGUGUCUGAGAGAGAGGCGAUGAUUUCGGUUGUGGCCGGCUCUGCCGAGAGCCACUUCCACCUUGCCUUGGAGGUGCUGCAGGAGUUUGGGGCGUCCAUGGAGGAAAGACCAGUGUCCGGGGCUUUCAAACGCCUGAAGGAAUACCACCAGGGGAAGAGAGCGGGGAGGCACGCGGCCCUCGUGCUGGCCUACGGCCGGAUCGCGCUCCGCGCCCCGCCGGAGCAGCUCCUGGCCCGCGUGGAGAGCGACGUCGUGGGGCGCAUCCUGCGGCACUACCGCGCCAGCUGCCAGGUGCUGGGCUUCUCCUUCUCCACCAAGGACGUGCAGCUCAAGCUGGCGCUGAUCCGGAGCGUCGCCGAGGUCAGCCGGGCCGUGCGGGUGGCGGGGGGCUCCCGCGGCGUGGAGCUCUGCCGCAAACGGGAGCUGCUGGACACCUUGCUGGGCUUCGUGCAGGGGGAGCCCCGGGAUCGCCUGGCGUCCCCCGUGCGCCGGGAGGCGUUUGUGGCCGUGGGGCACUUGAGCAAACUGAAGCCAUCGCUGAGCCGGGAGGAAAACCGCGACCUCCUGGAUCAGUGUGUGGGGAGCGUGAUGCCCCUGCCUGCCCUGGAGCCGGCGGAAGAGGAGGGGGCGACGGCGGCGGACGCCGGGCACGUGCAGGGUCUGCACGCGCGGACCAUGGGGGCUCUGGGCGAGCUGCUGACGGCCCUGCUGGAGGAAGACCUCAGCUCGGACUGGCUCGCGGAGAUGCUGCAUGUGCUGGAGUACUGGCUCACCUCGGCCAAGGAGUGGGAGCGGGAGAGGGCCCUGCAGGCCUGCGCCCAGCUGCUGGGCGCUUUCGAGGAGCGAUUCGAGCUCACGGGAGAAACCUCUUUCGGGCCCUUUGGCUCCAUGGUGGGACUGCUGGCGCCUUUCACCUGCGACUCGCUGGCCACGUCCCGCCAGCGGGCAGGGGCCUGCCUCGGCCACCUCCUCCGCAUACAAGGCAGGACGCUGGAGACGGGGGCCGAGGAGGACGAGGUGCAGCCCUUGUGCCAGCGGCUGAGCGCCCCAGACGCCGAGGCUCUGCGCCAGGCUUCCUCCAGACUCAGAAAGAUCGUCUGCAAACACAUCCCGCCAGCGCAGGCCACGGACUUCCUCUCUGCCGCCCUGGACGGGAUGCUGUCGGCCCAGUCCGCGUGUGCUCAGGCAGCGGGCGAGUGGCUGCUCACCUUCCUGGAGACGUGCGGGGGGCAGCUGUUCACGGAGGUGCCAGAAAUCCUGAGCAUCAUCUACGUCCGGAUGCCGACCAUGCAGCAGGACACCCUCCGGCACUUCCUCCUGGAGGCCGUGUCCCUGCUCGCCCUCUACCACCCCGGGGCCGUCAUCGACAGCCUGCUGCAGAAGCAGCUGCCCAUGGACAGUGACACCGAGGAGCUGUGGAGGGUCCUGGGGGGAAAAUUCUUUGUGGACCACUUCCUGCGGGUCUUGAUGGAAAAACUGAAGAACUCGGGAAGCGACCAGCCCAGGACCAGCUCUGCCAAGCCCGAGGCAGAGGAGGAGGAGGCUGCGCUGGAGCCUCUCAAGAUGACCCGGGCCAUCUCUGUGGUGGUGUCAGCGCUGCAGAGCCCGGAGGCUGUGCUGCGCCUGCUCCCGGAGCUGCUGCCGGUGCUGCUGAAGCAGAUCAGCGCCACAGUGGGCAAGGAGAUGCCGUCUUCCGCACUCAUCACCCGGGGAAAGCUGUUCCUGAAGGGCCACGCGAGCGACGACAAUCCUUGCAGGCUUUCCCUGGAGACCCUGGAGGCGGUGCUGCGCACGUGCCUCGACGGGAAGUGGCUGCGGCUGCUGCGGCAGCAGGGCGCCUGGGCUGCCCUGGAAGACCCCCGGGCUCACCACGACGGCGUCUGCCUGCUGACCGGGGUGCUGCUCCGCGCCGGGACCGUCUCGCUGCCCCUGGUGCUGGUGCUGACCCGGUGGCUGGACGCCCCCUCGGCCAACCUGCGGGUCACGGCCGCGGCUUUCUGUGCGGAGCUGAUGAAGGAGCCGGCGCUGCGGGAGUGGAGGUGCCUCCAGCCCAUCGCGAGGGCCUUGCUGGAGAAGCUGCGGGACUCGAGCAGCACCGUGCGGCAGAUGGCAGCGCGCGGCCUGGGCAACCUGGUCAGCGGGGCGCCGGAGAAGCUGCGAAAGCACAAGGGAGCGGUGCUGGAGGCGCUGCGGAGGGGCCUGGAGGACGCGGCCGCGGCGGAGGUGGUGGCAGAGAGCCUGCUGGCGCUGGCGAAGGUGGUGACGGAGCUGAAGGGGAAGGCUGUGGGCUCCGCCUUCAGGGACAUCGCCAGGGCCACCAAGGGGUUCUUCGAUGCUGAGCAGGCGUCGCUGCGCUCGGCGGCCUUCACCCUGUACGGGGUGCUGGCCGCCUCUGCCACGAGCAGGUGGAGGGCUUUCUUCACGGAGGAGCUGGGCAGCACGUGGGCCACCCUCGUCCUGCACCUCCGGGACCCCGACCCGGGCGCCUCCAUGGCGUGCCAGGGCGCCCUGCGGCUGUGCGCCCCGUUUCUGGGGCUGCGGAGGGUGCGGCAGGGCCUCGCCGUCACCACCCGGCUGAGCGCGGCCGAGCUGCUGGGCGACGUCUGCAGCCAGCUGGCCCAGGAGAGCCCCGAGCACCAGGAGAUGCUGUACGUCGCCGCCCGGCGCCGCUUCCUGGGGAGCUGCGGGGAGCUGCAGGCUGCGGCCCUCGACGUCGCCGGGGUCCUCGUGGAGCACGCGGGCCUCGAGUGGCUGACGCGGGAGGAAGCGAUGCCGCUCUCAGCAACUCUGCGGGUGCUGCGGAGCGACGGGGACCCGCGGGUGCAGCAGGCGGCCGCUCGGCUCCUCCGGGACGCCGGCCUCGAGCAGCCCCCGCGGCGGCGCUGAAAUAAACCUCGCCGGGAACCUGCCGCAGCAGCGGGGUGUUUCUGCGCCGGGGCCCGGGAGCCGCUUCGCCCCCCGCCGCCCCCGUUGGCCGCCGGGUCCCCGGGGCUCCGGCCGGGGCCGCUGUCCCGGGGCUGAAGGGGGCGGGGCCAGAGC